GCCACAGCUACUUUGCAUAUCCUGUUUCUGUGACUCAGAUGAUGAUGGCUGUUGGGAGAGGAGGCUAACCGACCAGCGCCGCAUUGAUGCUCGGAGUCCUGGACAAAUCUAAAAGCGAGAAAAAGACAAAUAUCCAAUGAUGGACGAGUUUGCGGGGGACAUGCUGAGCGGAGGUCGAGGAGGUCUCCUCGGUGAGGACAGCUCCGUGAUGGCUCGCAUGCAGAAGAAGUUCUGGAAGACCAAGCAGGUCCUCAUCAAAGCCACGGGCAAGAAGGAGGAUGAGUACGUGGUGGCGUCAGACGCCGACCUGGACGCCAAGCUCGAGUUCUUCCGCUCGGUCCAGUCCACCUGCACGGAGCUGCUGAAGGUGAUCGAGAGGUACCAGCACAGGAUUACACGUCUGUCUCAGGAGGAGAACGAGCUCGGCCUGUUUCUGCGCUUCCAGGCCGAACACGAUCGCACCAAGGCCGGGAACAUGAUGGACGCCACCAGCAAGGCCCUGUGCACCUCGGCCAAGCAGAGGAUGGCACUUUGCCCUCCGCUGCACCGUUUGCACCAGGAAGUGGAGACAUUCAGGCGGCGUGCCAUCGCCGACACGCUGCUGACAGUGGGUCGUAUGGAGAAGGCCCGAACAGAGUACAGGGGAGCUCUGCUCUGGAUGAAAGACAUAUCCCAAGAACUGGACCCAGACACCUACAAACAGCUGGAGAAGUUCCGCAAGGUCCAGGCCCAGGUCAGAGGGACCAAGAGCCAGUUUGAGAAGCUGAAGAACGAUGUGUGUCAGAAGGUGGACAUGCUGGGAGCCAGCCGCUGCAACAUGCUCUCCCACUCCCUCUGUACCUACCAGACCACUCUGCUGCAGUUCUGGGAGAAGACGGCCCACGCCAUGUCGGGAAUCCACGAGGCCUUCCAAGGACACGUACCAUACCAAUUCACUACACUCAAGGACCUGAGAGAUCCACUGGAUCUGAUAACAGAUUCACAAGAAGCGGAGAAGAAGGAGAAGACUCCACAGAGCAACGCAGACAGUCUGGUGUCCUUGGAUGACGACAAGCCGUCAGGAAGUGCCUCUGAUGCAGACCCCGCUAAGAAUGAUGGACAGAACCAAAGCAAUGAGUCUGCUGCCACACCCGCCUCAGCCCUGCAGGAUCUCAGAGGACUGUCAGCGGGCUCCGACGACAGCCUGAUGCUCCCAGCCCCGACAAACGUCACGCUCCGGCCCCAGCUCCUGCCUCCUCCUCAGCCUGGAGACCAGAAAGAGAUCGGUGGCUUCGGAAGCCUCCAGUCCAGCCUCUUACAGCUGUCCGCCUCCGGUGGUGGUCUGCUCUCAGGUGGCCCCUCCCACCACGCGGGGACAGGGCCGAGACCAGAGGAGGAGGACAUGGCGUUCCUCAAAGAUCUCCUCAGCCCGGGUCCAGGGGUGUCCAGCGACGAGUUCAGCAAAGAGUGGCAGGACGCUUUUGGGAUGUUUGACCCUCCCAGAGUCCCUCCCGCCGGCACGGGGGCAACUGGCAGCGGGCAAGCAGCAGGUGUGCCCUCCAACCCCCCCAGCCCCACUGGCUUCCUGCCCUCUCAGCUGCUGGAUCACAGUCUGAGUGCCACAGGCUGGUCAACACCACCCAUGUUCCAAGCUCCGCCCUUGCAGCCUUCUUCUCCUGGUCAGAGCCAAUCAGCUCAGCCGGCUCCAAGUUCGGCAGCCAAUGCUGCUCCAGGUGGAUCCAAAGACAUGUCUGCCUGGUUCAACCUGUUUGCAGACCUGGACCCUCUUUCCAACCCAGACGCCAUUGGACGCUCAGCGGACGAGGUCCUCAAGGCCUGAGGCUCUGUCUGUUUGUGUGUGAGUGUGCGUGUUUGAGUGUGUGUGUGCGCGUUUGUGCGCAAGCAGCAGUGUAUGAUUUCUCUCCAAGGAUCUGGAUUUCAGCAACUUUUCAUGUCAACAACAACCAAUCUCACACAGACACACAUGCACAGACACUAUGCACACACUUGCAGCUGCGUUACUGUUACAGGGAGAGAUGUGUACAUGACCUCACACUCAUAUUUGUGUUACACUGGAUGAUGAUGAUGAUGUUUUACACUGGGGAAAAGAGACGAUGGCUAAACUCUCCUCCUCAGCGGCUCACGGCUGCUCUGUGCAACUUCGAAAAAGACUGUUAACACUACACAAGAAGCCACUGACUCUGUGUGUGUGCACACAGCAAACCUGGUGUGGUUUGUGUUACCUUUCACUCACAGUCAUCGCAGAGAGAAUGUUUGGGUUGCGGGUUUAUUUUGGACAGCGUCGUGUGCUUUUAUUAAUGUUUGCGUUGUUUGGGUGUGUGUCCGUUUUUUUUUUUUUUUUGCCGUGCGUGCGCAUCACAAGGGGCCAGGGAUUUAAAAAAAAAAAAAAAAAAAAAAAAGGAAUCUAUUUACUCUAUAAAGUCGUACGUGUUAGCACAUAUGAAUGAAGUAUGUGUGUAAUACGACAUGAGCAUCAGUGAUUGCGGUGGGGAAAAUGUCCCAUCUGCGGUUUCCAAUUUCACAAUCAAAAGUCCAAGGCCAAGAAAAAAAAAAAAUAGUGUGAAGGAUGAAACAUUUAUUUUGUAAUCCUUUUCUCUGGCAGGAAGUUUUAAAGUAGGACAAAG
Messenger RNA from Toxotes jaculatrix (banded archerfish), 2624 nucleotides. RefSeq names its product islet cell autoantigen 1-like (gene ical1). The transcript is spliced from 15 exons. Gene Ontology annotation, biological process: regulation of transport. Gene Ontology annotation, molecular function: protein domain specific binding. Gene Ontology annotation, cellular component: Golgi apparatus. Bases 137 to 1819 code for a protein of 560 amino acids. The record is from RefSeq and is a predicted model, not a curated record. NCBI's taxonomy places the organism in Eukaryota, Metazoa, Chordata, Actinopteri, Toxotidae.